UCUUGUUCAAUAGCUGAUGGAAGUGCAGCAGGAUUUAGUGUCGUGUAUAGAUUGAUGCAUUGCUGACGUCGCAGAUAUAGUUGUAAUUUGUCCCAUAAACAAUAAGAGCUUCAAAGUUUCUUUGCAAUUUUUUGAUAAUGACUCAGGGGGAGGACCAGCGGCAUGGGGCGACCGUAGGAGAAUUUCAACGUAAUUUAGACUUAUCACAUCUCACUGAUACGAACAAUUCACUAACUCGCAAUGGAACUUCCAAUAUACACUCGGUAGAGGAGAUGUUACUGCCAUCGUGCCUUCAUCGUUCGACAACGAAUCCACCAUCCCACGGUGGCGAGGAUGCCAAGAAUCUACUCCAGUUUGUCCAUCAUGCUUCGUGUGACAUAAAAGCCGCACUCGAUCAGGGUAACUACAAACAAUUCCCACAACAAUCAACCAGCUCUUAUCCUCAUAACAGGGGUGAAAGUUUAAAGAAAGACCAUUCACCAGUUCGUCGGUUUUCUUCGGACGACAUGAUGUCACGUCAUAAUCAUCAUAAUCAUCCCUCUUCUCUGCCACUUCACCAUCAUCGUCAACAACAACAACCGCUUGUUCGAGAAAGAGAUGGUAUAGCUGGAGACGAAUUGACCCCCGGAAGAGACGAUGCACAUCCCGGUAACUCGAGGGAUAUAUUCCAAAAGCGACAUGACUUAGCAUUUCCUUUCGAUGAUCAGGAUAACGAGCAUUCAAAAAGUAUUGACAAUGAACAUAUCGUUUUGUCCAGAAAAGACAUCGACGAUUGCAAAUUAAGUGGUAAUACUCGGGACAAAGGGGAGACGUUUCAAAAUCGGCCAAAGAGUGAUAAUGACACGAUGGAUCUCUUCAGCUAUGUUGAUCUCUUACGAGAAAACAGUCAUAAACAAUCUAAUGAUGAUGAUCAUUCUGAGAGCGAUAACGGCAAUGACUGUGAGACAAUGUCAAUACGAGCAAAUAUAUCGGAAAAGAAAGCGUUAUCGGUGGAUGACAUCGACAAGAGCAAUAAGAUCAACGCCGUGCCGUUAAGAAAACGACGAUUACCAGCGUCAUUCUGGCAAGAACCAAAAGGCAAAAGUGACAAUCAUAAGAUCAUCACUCGACCAGCUGACCAUUGUCUCGAUGGACAGCCUCGGUCAUUCGUCCACCAUCCUGGUCUGAGUUUAUUCGGACAGCUCAAACUACCCGUCCCAAGUCCUUUAUCGCCCGGUCAUCUCGAUUUCGAAUUCGGUCUUGGGCGCCAUUUUUGUGGCGACAAGAAUCCAUUCGUGUACCCGUCUACCUCAGCCCCAUCACCGUUCUUGAAUCUUAACAUGUCUUAUCGUCCACACCUCCCAAUGGGCGUGCAUCACGGCGUCGAUGAACGUCAUCGUCAUGGACUUCAUGUACCGUGUGGUAAUAACCUGUGUAUGUGCCAUCUUCAGAACCUAGCAGCAUUCUCUUCCAACGUUUGUGAACCGCCUUCUCAAAACACAUCAUCAGGGAUGUUUGGGAGGAACCCGACUAUUCCACCGGUAUCUCCGAUGGAUAAUACCCCGUCAUCAUCCCUGGCGUUAAGCCGGUGGAGUGCCAUGCAAUCUAUUGAUACACCACCUGAUCUCUUGGGUGGGUAUACUAUGCCUCGAGUUCUCAAACCCAUCCCAACUAAAUCACUGACAUCAUACCCAUCGCGCUUUCAUCCUAUUUUUACUUGAUAUUGAUGCUGACUUAUUUUCCAAUUUUGGCAAAAAGUGCUAUGCAAGUACAUGAAGUAUACAUCGGAUGACGGAAAUGACGGUGACAAGGACGCAAAGUAAAAGCCACAACAGACCCCCAUCCCUUCCCCCAUUUCCGUAUUUCUUUCCUAAUCAAUGAAAGCAUUUUGGUGUUCGAGAAAGGAUUCCUUGUCAUCAAUCUCUAAGCUCCAAAUCGGAUUUCACGACAAACCCAUCUCUCUGGAUGGAAUACACUUGUAUGGGAAACGUCAUUUUGUAGAGAACGCAUUCAAGAAAGUGGCAUCCACAACGGGACACGUUACGAUUUAAUCCUGAUAAUACUCGGGCUAGAAAUCUCAUUAUCGUUCUUUAUUUCGUAAUACUUCUGUCCGUGAAAGUUGCUUCUCAUUAGAAUUUUUAAGCAUUAACUUCUUUUGAUCCUGUAUUUUGGUGCGUAUAGUCACGCCUAAAACCUGCGAUUUAAAUCGACUUUAAAAUAGUGUAAAUUAUUCUCUUCAAUCCAGAUUUAUAGUCAAAUAGAGAGAAAUUUAAAUUGUCACAAGUAUUGCGAGAGAUGCGUAUACAUCCACUUUGUUUGCCCCUUUGGGCUUAUUGAUAGGCUGCACUGACUAUUUCACAUGGAUGAUAACUUUUUUAAGUUUUGACCAUCACAUUUUUGUAACCAGUUCUUGUAACCAAGUUUUCAUCAGGAAAAUACAACCUCUUUCUAUUUUCGAGAAGAAGCUGCAUAGGCUUACAACAUUUUAUUUUAAUAAGAGUGUAGUUUGUUAAUAUGGUUUCUGACAUACUACCAUGAUUUUUAUCAUUUUUUAAAUACCAAUACUUUUUGCUUCAACAAAAUGCUCGCGAGAAAAAGAAUCGCACAAAAUUUAGCGGGAAAAAAAUCGUAUUCUUGGUGAUUUUUUGAGGGGCCAUCGAUUCACUUCUGUAUUUUCAUUAUAUUGUUGAUAUUACGGUCUUGCUUUAGAAUACAUAAGAAUGAAAUUGAUUUUUAACAUAUAUUUCUUGAAUAUUGGAAAUCUAUCACAGAUUGUUCUUUUUAAGUGUUAUGAUUUUAAAAUAGCCUGUGCAAAUAUAGCAAUGAUUUCUCGUCUAACUUUACAGACAUAAUUGAUAUACAUUGAUCUUAUUCACAAAUUUCGAUGUUCUUUUGAUUAGUAUUUUCUUCGGUUUAUUUGUUUCAACCGCUGAUUUAAUUUUACCGUAUGAUAUCAACAAUUUUAAACAAGAUGAUGCCUUAGUUUAUAUCAGUAAAAUAUCAAAGUACGAGGAUUACUAGUCGAACAAAGUAGGUUCAUUAACAAAGCGUGUGGAAAUGUAGAGUUUCUGAAAUAACUAUCAGGUGAUUAAAAAAAAAGAAAGUCAUUGAAAAGUUAUCUCAUGAAACUUUAUUGCCAACUUACAUUUUUUUUGCUGCCAAUAUAAUUUUGUCAAGACUUUCGAUGUGUUUGGAUAAAAUGUGAUAAUAUAAAUCCAUACUAAUCGAACUCAGUUGUAGAUAUUUAAUUGAGUUUUCAGUGCUGCAUUAUUUCCACACUUUGGUUUUACCUCUUUUUAUUAUCAAUGAUACUAAAAUACAUUUCUAUCAUAUCGUUUUAACUUUAUAAUGUUAGAAAAUGCACUUGAAAAUUUUCUCUCUCUUUCAAAAUUAGAAUGGAGCAUAAAUCUAUAGACAACAUUGAUGAGAUAUCUCAAUUUCAAUGUGCCAAGAAUACUAAUAUUUCUUACAACGAUAUAUGUUUACUCAUAUGGAUAAGAGGGUUGAUAGUUAUACUCGUUUAGGAAAAUGACUUGGAGUGGGUACCCCAAUGGCUGUUCAUGUGUGGUGUAUAAUAUUGACAUGAUUGAUAUCAACUCGGGUUCCUCAAUCAAAACUCUGAUCAAGCAUAAUGUAGGUUUUCAAAUAUCGAUAGUUUCAUUGCCUCAUUGGUUCUGAAGAUUAUCUCAAAUAAACGAUAAAAAUAUCAACACUUCUUAAAGGGUUUUCUUCAUCACUUUGUCACUUUGGUUCAUUAUGAUAUAAGAUUACGUUGUGUUCAAUUACAUAUUUAUUAUAUGAACGAGAUGAAUAUUUCAUUAUCAACAGUAAUUAAGGACUUGUCGAAAUAGACAGAGAUGAAUCUGUUACGGUAGACGGAGUUUUAGCGAUGCUUGAGUAACGAGUGCAAUAUUUUUUUUCUUUAGUAACAAUCGGAUGCUGAUUGUUGUGUUAGAACGGGUUCGGUCAAGCAAAGCUUCAUCUCUAAUCAUAUUUUCUUCUACAAUUUUGUACAUUGCUUCAGAUAUUGAUAACGCGCAUUAUCUAUUUACGAUUGUACAAAAUACACCCGAAGAUUAUAACGUAUAAUCUUAAACUUCUUAGAAUUCUGAAUUUCUAUCGUCUUUCGGAAUUUAUUAGAGAGAAUAUUGUGGAUGAACGAGAACAUAUAGGUUUAUCUCAUGCUGGGAUGAUCACUAUGUUCGUAUUGUAUGUAUGUAAAUAUAUAUUUAAAAUAUUGUAACAUAAGUUCAUCGAGGUUUUCUCGAAUAUGCUUCCAUGGUUAAUUUGAAACUGACACUUCAGCAAUGAUCUGAAACGAAAGUGAAUAUUGAUAGAUUUCUUCUACUUUCCUUUUUUCGGCGCUGAUUUUUUUUCCCAUUAAAAAAAUGAUCGACGCAAUUUCACUUGACUUGCCAUCUUACGUGUUUGACAUUGAUGUGAAGCAGUUUUAACAAUGCUUUCAAAUAUAAUAUGAUAUUGGAUUAUGACAGACUUUGAUGUUUUAUUUUUCUUCUUUUUCAGACUCCGGUAUAAUAAUCGUAAUGCUUUCAUUUGGUUUUGACAUUCUAUAUGUAUAUAUGCAUUUGCAAUGCUACGGAAGUUUGGGUUGUUAUUUAUAUCUAUAAUCAUAGUGUGUGACGUUGAUAAUUUUGCUGUCAGUAUGAUUCUGAUCAAUUAACGCAAAUUAUGAAUGAAGAGGAAAUGAAUGGAAAUAAACUGAAAGAAUUGAUUACAUUUAUUUUCUCUGUUUUCAAUCUGAAGGGUGUAAUAUCCGAAUGUGCACCUUUAAUGGUUGUAAUUCAUUGGAUAUUUUCGUGUAUUGCAACCGUUGGAUGGUGAAUCGAGAUACCGUGAAUGGGAAAUAAAAAAAUUUAAAAAAAUUGCCAUUUCGAUCCAAUGCUGUUCCAGUAACUCUAAUGGAAAGAACACAGUCUGUUCACUGUGUGGAACACAAUUUGAAAUCACCUCCAUACAGUUAAAUAUGAACAUUUCAACAGAAUGCAUAUUUUCACACAGUCCACUAUGUGAACGCUCUGUGUGAGCACACUGUGUGAACACACUGUGUGAGCACACUAUGUGAAUACACUGUGUGAGCACAUUGUGUGAAUACACUGUGUGAGCACACUGUGUGAACACACUGUGUGAGCACAAUGUGUGAACAUACUGUGUGAGCACACUGUGUGAACACACUGUGUGAGCACACUAUGUGAAUACACUGUGUGAGCACAUUGUGUGAGCACACUAUGUGAACACACUGUGUGAGUACACUAUGUGAACACACUGUGUGAGCACACUAUGUGAACACACUGUGUGAGCACAGUAUGUGAACACACUGUGUGAGCACACUUUGUGAACACACUGUGUGAGCACACUAUGUGAACACACUGUGUGAGCACACUAUAUGAACACAAUCUGUGAACACACUGUGUGAGCACACUAUGUAAACACACUGUGUAAGCACCCUGUGUAAGCACCCUGUGUGACACUUCUUUCCAUCAGGGAAUAUAAUACCACCACCACAAUAGUAUAUGUACCUGAUCAUGAAGGCAUGUCAGAAAACAAGGUAGUUCUUUUAUACAAUUGAGUAUGUGAAUUUAAGAAUGGCUCAUUAAAAUCUAUGAUAGUUCAAUUCAAG
Molecule: messenger RNA, 5617 nt
Organism: Lytechinus pictus (painted urchin)
Lineage: Eukaryota; Metazoa; Echinodermata; Echinoidea; Temnopleuroida; Toxopneustidae
Exons: 1
Coding region: 138-1700 (520 amino acids)
Source: RefSeq, a predicted model, not a curated record